Molecule: messenger RNA, 2822 nt
Organism: Gopherus evgoodei (Goodes thornscrub tortoise)
Lineage: Eukaryota; Metazoa; Chordata; Testudines; Testudinidae
Gene: DNTTIP2
Product: deoxynucleotidyltransferase terminal interacting protein 2
Exons: 7
Coding region: 39-2489 (816 amino acids)
Biological process (GO): RNA processing
Cellular component (GO): nucleolus
Molecular function (GO): RNA binding
Source: RefSeq, a predicted model, not a curated record
CUGCCCUGCGCUGCGCACACCCCGGCACGCGGGGGAAGAUGGUGGCCACGCGGCGAACAGCGCGGCUGGAGCCGGAGCCGGAGCCGGAGCCCGAGCCCAAGCCCGCUGUCCCGGCUGCGGCAGAGCUGGCAUCUGCUGAAGUUAGUACUCCUGUUUCUGUGAAGACACCCAGGAGAAGAACUAAAGGAAGCUUGCAGCCAGAAGUCAUUCAUGAAUCUCAGAAUGAAGGGUUGGAAGGUGCUGAAACAAAAUCAGAUCUUGGUGGUCCCUCAGAGGCACAAGCAACUGAGAACGGAGACAAAAAAAUGCAUUCAGCAAAAUCAAGUGCUGAGCCACAGGCUGAUGGAGAUGAAGCAGAAUCAAAUUACUCUGCCAUGUCUGAACUUGAGACACCUUUAUUUAUAAGGAUAACAAGGAGAAGACAAAUCAUAAUUCCUUACCAACCAGAUUCACCAGCCAAAAAUAGGCCUACCAAGGCAGCUCUUCUGAGUGAAUUAAGUAAAUCUCAAGAUGAAGAUGUCUCUGAAGCUGAGUCAUGUUCUUCAACUGUGUCUGGCAUCUGUACAACUAGUGCUACAAGAACUACGAGAAGCAGGAAAUGCAAAGCUAAACUCCACCCAGAUCCAGUUUGUGAAGCCCAAGCUGAAGAGGUUUCUGAUGCAGAGUCAUGGUGCUCGGGUCUUUGUGUGGAGUCAUCUGUAACUAGCAGAAGAAUAACUAGGAGUAUGCUAAUGAAAUCGCAAGCAGAAACCAUUAGACAAACUGAGAAAAAAGUUAGUGAAGUUGUGCUGGAAGAUGAGAAGUUAACUGAGGACAGAAUUAAAUCCCAGCCAGUAGUCAUAUCUGACUGUGAACAUGUCACAAAAUCUGAUUCUGAUACAGAGCAAGCAUCCUCUCUUUCACCUAAUAGAUACAUCACUCAGAGUAAUAAACAACCCAGCCCCUGCAAGACCCAAUGCCAGACUGAAUCUGCCAAUACAGACCCAAGUGAUGACCCAAAACAAGUCUUAAUUGAUUCAACACCCAGCAGUCCUAAAGAAACAGAAAAAAGCUGUACCAUAGCAUCUCCUAAAAAAGAAACAAUAAAGGAGACACACUUGGAAAUUGUAGAGAACACAGAGGAAAUGUUAGAAAAGGAGAGAGACAUAACUGGAAAAGAAUGUGCUUCUCUUUUUCUAUCUGACCAUGGGAGCCUUGAUGAAUCCUUUAAGUCCCAAAGGCAGACCAGCCCAAGUAAAAGAAAUACAAUUCCAGAAUACCAAAAAGCAGAUAUUGAGGAGGCUACACAGAGAUCUUUCACCCAUGCAGAUGAAUUAAUGGCAGCAGACAAGCCAAGUAGCACAACCACCAGCCCGCAAAAGGGCAUACACCGAUCACCAAUUGGUGAUGACAGUGAUGGUGACUGCGAAAUGUCUGAUAUCAAUGUAAACAAUGGUGAAGGUCAAGCAGAACUCGUUACCAAAUCCUCCCCACCUGUAACCAAAAGAUCAUGUAAUGAAAAGAAAUCUGCUGAGUUGCUCCUGAGCAGUGAUGAGACCGAUGAAACUGAAAACAGUGAUGUGGAAGAAGUGGGUGAUGUAGGAGAAAAUCUGUAUUUAGCAGAGACCAGAAAUAAUAAGUCAUCCUUGAACAAAACUUUAGAAGAUGAUUCAUUACAUGGAGAACUGUUUGUAAUUGACACAGAACCUGAUUUGGGCCACAGCAAAAAGUAUUACCUAGAACAGGAAGAAAGAAGGAGCGAUGCAGAAAGUAAGGAUGAAGAAAGAAGGAGUGAUGCAGAAAGGAAGGAUGAAGAAAGUGAAAGAGAUGAGUCCUCAGAUCUGGAAGAUAAUGAGGAGGAGUUCGUAGAUGAAGAUGAAGAUGCAUCUUUAUUGAAAAAUAAAAAGCCUAAUAUAUUAUCAAGCAGCAUAGAUCCUGGUCUAGAUAUCAAGAGGCUUGGAGGUUUAUAUAUUAGCUUUGAUGCAGGAAAACAAAAAGCUGGCUCAAGUGCAAUUAAACAGUUAAAGGGGGAGAAGAAAGAUGAGCUCUUGAAGAAGAGUAUAAUAACUCCAGAUUUUGAAAAAAAGGACUGUGUUCCACCAUUCAAGGAGUCAAUCCAUCAGAUAAAGAAACAGCGAAAGGCAGAGCGAGAGAAAACAACAGGUGAUGGCUGGUUUGGUAUGAAAGCUCCAGAAAUGACAAAUGAAUUGAAAAAUGAUCUAAAAGCUCUGAAGAUGAGGGCUUCCAUGGACCCCAAACGUUUUUACAAGAAGAAUGAUAGAGAUGGUCUGCCCAAAUACUUUCAGGUUGGGACUGUGGUUGACACGCCGAUAGACUUUUACCAUGCUCGAAUCCCCAAGAAACAAAGGAAGAGAACCAUUGUUGAAGAGCUGCUUGCAGAUUCUGAGUUUAGGAGAUACAAUAAAAGGAAGUACCAGGAGAUCAUGACUGAACAGGCAGCUCUUGCAGCAGGCAAGAAGAAUCGGAAGAAGAAGAAAUUUCACAAAUAAGACUAGGAGAAAAUAACAAGAUGAAAGUUUCCUUUUUUGUUUUUGUUUUUAAUUAUAAAAUUGGUUUAAGAUUGAAGCUAUCAUACUGACUGAGUUAGGGCAGGGCUGGCCCUGUUUUAGCAGUAAUAUUUUGACAGGGAAGAAGGAGAUUUGAGACAUGUAAUGGGAUUUUGUGUUGUGGACUGGCAGGGGCGGCUCCAGGCCCCCAGCACACGCACGCUGCGGGGGGCGCUGUGCCGGUCGCCGGGAGUGCGGCAGAUGGCUCUGGUGGACCGCCUGCAGGUCCCGUGGCUUCGGUGGAGCAUUCGCAGGCACGCCUGCGGGAGGUCCACC